AAGGACUUCAGGAUUAUGACAGAUAACCAACUCAGCAUGAACUCCCUGUGUGAUGCUACGGCUAAGAGAGCCAACACAAUCCUCGGAUGUAUAAGCAGGAGACCAUCACCUCUGUUUACAGCACUGGUGGGCACAUUACCAGAUACCGUGUCCUGUUCUGCCAUCCACACUUCAAAAAGAAUGUUUUUGAGAAACUGGAAAAGUUCUGAAAAGAACUAAAAAGGAUGCUUCGAGGUCUGGAAACCUUGUCUUAUAGUGAAAGACUAAAGAAGUUCAAUCGACUUGGUUUUUCAAAAGAAGGUUAUUCCCCAUCUACAAGUACCUUAAUGGCACUGAUCUCACCAACAGCCCGUGACUGUCGAUUACAGAUGACUGGCCAGAUUCAUCAGUGUGCUCUGGCAAUGCAAAGCUGCUAUAAACCCAUCUUUCCUGUCUGGAGUGCUCUGGUGCAUGGGUGAAUCUGUGCUGAAAACUAGCCCAGUAUCCCAGGCUGGUCUGCCUUGGGGGGAACCUCCUCCCUGCGUGCCAUGGAUUCAGCACCUCAGCCAGCCUCUCCACCAACAACCCCAUGUGGAAAUGCAGGAUCAAAUACACCACCAGGCCCAUUGGCAUGAAAAAGACAGGUGGCCGUGAUCACACAGGUCGUAUCACUGUGCAUGGGAUCGGCGGGGGGCACAAGCAGCGCUACCGCAUGAUUGACUUCCAGCGGCUGCGCUAUGUAUCUGGGGCUGAGUCAGGCCCCUAUGAGGAGAAGGUGAUCCAGGUCCGGUACGACCCCUGCAGGUCGGCUGAUAUCGCCCUGGUGGCUGGCGGCACGCAGAAGCGCUGGAUCAUUGCGACAGAAAACAUGCAGCCUGGUGACCUCCUCAAAACCUCAGGGCACAUAGGCAGGAUGGCAGUCUCUGCCAAUGAGGGGGAUGCGUACCCAUUGGGAGCUCUGCCUGUGGGGACCCUGAUCAAUAACCUGGAAAGCCACCCUGGGAAAGGAGCGCAGUACAUCCGAGCAGCAGGGACCUGUGGGGUGUUGCUGAGGAAGGUGAAUGGAACAGCCAUCGUGCAGCUGCCGUCUAAAAGACACAUACAGGUGCUGGAGACCUGCAUGGCCACCGUGGGGCGAGUUUCCAACAUUGACCACAACAAGCGGAUCAUUGGGAAAGCUGGCCGGAACCGCUGGCUGGGGAAGCGCCCGCGCAGUGGCUUAUGGCACCGCAAGGGCGGCUGGGCAGGACGCAAGAUCAAACCACUCCCACCUAUGAAGAGCUACGUCAACCUGCCCACAGCAGCAGCUCGGGCUUGACACCUGGCACCCGCCCCUCAAUGGCUCUCAAUAAAAUCAGCCCCUCAGCUCUCA
Messenger RNA from Mauremys mutica (yellowpond turtle), 1351 nucleotides. It is a transcript of the gene MRPL2, whose product is annotated as mitochondrial ribosomal protein L2. Gene Ontology annotation, molecular function: structural constituent of ribosome; RNA binding. The record is from RefSeq and is a predicted model, not a curated record. Gene Ontology annotation, biological process: cytoplasmic translation. NCBI's taxonomy places the organism in Eukaryota, Metazoa, Chordata, Testudines, Geoemydidae. Gene Ontology annotation, cellular component: ribosome. The transcript has 8 exons. Bases 569 to 1297 code for a protein of 242 amino acids.